Fusarium verticillioides 7600 is the source of this 1311-nucleotide messenger RNA. RefSeq lists its product as hypothetical. The coding region runs from base 1 to 1311 and encodes 436 amino acids. The record is from RefSeq and is a predicted model, not a curated record. NCBI's taxonomy places the organism in Eukaryota, Fungi, Ascomycota, Sordariomycetes, Hypocreales, Nectriaceae. The transcript is spliced from 4 exons. Gene Ontology annotation, molecular function: protein binding.
AUGUGGCUCAUAGUUUGCCUCCUUACAUGGGGCUCACUCUCCGGCCCGGCUGUGGGCUGUGACGACGAGAUUCUCAUCUCCGACUCGGAAACUUGGAACCAAUGUCUUGCCAUUCUCACAUCCGACAUGUUCAGCCCAGUCCAGACUGGCCUUCAGAGCCAGCGAAUCGAAUGUAAAAGUUUGCGACCCAAGAUAGUCGCCAAGUCCGCCACUUCUACUCCCCAGACUCCUUGUGUCUUCUCUCAUCCCUCAUUUCGCAAUGGUCGUGGCCUUGUUCUCGUCACUACCCCGGAAGUGGCGUCUAACCUAUUGAGCCAGGGCGCAUUAGAUGAGAGGGACCAAUACGACCCCUAUGGCUCAUCAUCUCCGGGGGAUUUCGUGCCAGGUCCUGUAUUGGAACCCGAAUCCGGUAUCCCGGCGUACGAAGUACGAAGCUUGCCAGGAAGUGGCAAGGGCGUUAUUGCUCUUCGUCAUAUCAAACAAGACGAAAUCUUCCUACUAGAUCAUCCCACUAUCCUCAUUGCAUGGAAUUUGAUCGGGCUGUUUUGGGAUAAGACUCAGGAAUCAUUUCUCGAAAGUGCACUGAUCCGUCUACCCAAGGACGCCAAAAGAAGAGUACUCGGACUGUCAAGGACUAACCGAGUUCCGGGUCUGCCACUCUGCGAUCUAUUCAAAACCAACGUUUGUGGCUUCGUGCUGGGGGAUGGAACUCCUCACAUUGGUUUAUUUACUGAGUUCGCGAGAAUCAACCAUGCUUGUGUUCCAAAUGCUUUCUACAGGGUUUCUCCACGUCAUUUAAGGAUGGAGGUCGUCGCUUUCCGCGAUAUUGAGCCAGGGGAAGAAAUUUAUAUUAACUAUGCUCAUAGCGCCAUGCCAUCCACAGAGCGUCACCAAUACCUAGAGUCCGAUUAUGGAUUUAACUGCAGGUGCUCCCUCUGCACCUCGCCGGAGUUGGAGCGAGCGACAUCCGACCGGCACCGAAGGGAAUUGGAGGCGCUGCGUGUUGAUAUUGAUAUGGCAUUGAGGCAACGGCGGUGGACUGAUGCCGCAAAACACGCCUCGGAAGCUGUUCUGAAGCUUUCUGAAGCUGAGAUCCUGGCGCCAGGUAUCCUUGAUUACUCGCUGACGCCUCUCUACCUUGAGCACUACGAGGAGCUGGCAAGGAUCUAUCAUAAGGUGGGAGAUGUCUCCACGGCGAAGAGUUACGGAGACAAGGCCCUUCAGGCCAUGUUACACCUCCGUGGUACUGAUAGCUACGAUGCUCACGAGCUGAGUAGAUUUUUGAAGAUGAUUCGACAGGGCAUGCAGUGA